Messenger RNA from Dovyalis caffra, 726 nucleotides. The record is from the annotation of a GenBank genome assembly. Lineage: Eukaryota; Viridiplantae; Streptophyta; Magnoliopsida; Malpighiales; Salicaceae.
AUGGCAGUGAAAGCGGCAACAGCUUUCUUUUUUAUGUUGUUUUUCUUGAGCACAGCAUGCCAAGCAAAACUCUCCUCUACAUUUUACGACAAGUCUUGUCCUAAUGCACAGAGGACUAUCAGAACUGCCAUCGGAACUGCAAUAGCGAGAGAGCGGAGAAUGGCAGCGUCUCUCAUUCGUCUACACUUUCAUGAUUGCUUUGUGCAGGGUUGCGAUGCCUCAAUUUUAUUAGACGAGACUUCCUCUAUCCAGAGUGAAAAGACUGCACCACCCAAUGAUAACUCUGUUAGAGGUUAUGAAGUCAUAGAUAAAGCAAAAGCUGAAGUAGAGAAGAUAUGUCCUGGAGUAGUAUCUUGUGCAGACAUCAUUGCGGUUGCAGCAAGAGAUGCAUCUGCUUAUGUUGGUGGUCCAUCUUGGGCAGUGAAGCUUGGAAGAAGAGAUUCGAAAACUGCAAGUCCAACAUUAGCAAUCACAGAACUACCUGCUUUCUUUGAAAGCCUGGACAGUCUUCUUUCUCGCUUCCAAAAGAAAGGCCUUAGUGCAAGGGACAUGGUUGCUUUGUCAGGUUCGCAUACUCUAGGACAAGCUCAAUGCUUUACAUUCCGUGACAGGAUAUACAAUGACAGCAAUAUUGAUGCUGGAUUCGCUAGCACUCGCAAGAGGCGUUGUCCACGUGUUGGUGGUCAAGCAAAUUUGGCUGCACUUGAUUUGUGUGCAUAUGCAUAA